UGGAUAUUGAAUGAAUUGAUUGGUCGCUAGGAUAUUAGGCGAUUACUCAACUAAACUUUUCGUACACAGGAUUUACUAACUUCUCAUUCGUUCAUUACAUUAUUUUCAUUUCAUGUUCGUACAAUUACUUGUUGUAGUCAAUCCACUUGUUUUGUCUUCCAAGCAUAAACAAAAAGACCUAGAAGUAGUCGUAAGUUAUGAUUUUAAAAUAACUGCUCAGUGCAAUACAGCAUCCUCUGUUGGUUUCCGAGUAUUACGGUCUCUUCGCAUAGCUUUAAAAUGUAUCGCUCAAGAUGCGUUUCAGAUUUCAUAUCUUGUCUAUAUGAGACUCAUAUAGAAUACUGGAUCAAAAUGGAUACUUAAGCAGUUAGCUCAUGUCUAAUGAAGGAUGCCUAGACACGUGAGCGUGUUCAACGUAUGAAAACUAAGUUGUUGACAGGUCUUUGUAAAGCGCUGCAGCGAGCUACUAAAGAGAUUGAACCUUUCCUCCUAAUCUAAUUAUGGAGUUCGAGGUAACAUUGUAUUGACAUUUAAUGUCAAUACAGUUUUGUAUCCCAAAUUAUGAUUUAGGUGUAAACGCAUGCUAUAUUUUCUGUCUUUCAGGGAAUAAUCAUCUGUGAGGCCACAGCAAGAAGCGUUCGGGAGCUGCAGUAGAACAAACUCAGUUUCGGGUUCCUUGUUUCUAAUAUUGUGGCCGACGAUUAGAACUCCCUACCCAAGCAAAUUGUAUCAGCUGCGUUGUCGAACAUUUUAAGGGAAAAACUGCAUCGCUAGAAGACACUUCAAGAACUAGCACGGGCUAAUAAGCCUAUCCUUACUACCGAAGACUUUUGUGUAGCAUUUGCCAGAAUUUUACUGUGAUGAGCAAUGAAGGAGUAUCUUUUUCAAAACUAAAUAGCUCCAAUCUGUUAUUAACUACUUGUCAACCAAAGGAUUUGGAUGAUGAUAUGAGUGACAAUAGACUAUUAAAGCUGAAGAUAUUAGAACUUUCAUCAGAAUUACGGAGGAAUAUGAUUUAUUUCAAUCGACGUUUAGGGGCGACUGAAUAUGAACUGGAACAAUGUAAAAAAACAAAUGAAGAUUUGUUAAGCAAACAGAAUUUAAAAAUUCAAUCUUUGCAACAUGAGAAUGAAACAUAUCGUAAUCAGAUAUCAGUUUUAGAAAUUGAUUUGGCACAGCAUAAACAAGCUGUUCAACUUAAACAAGAUAAAAUUGAUCAAAUGGAAGCAUAUUUAGCUAAAUUACCAACACUAGAAGAUUAUCAAGAAACUUUAAAUAAGUUUCAAUUCAUUAAAAAUCAAAAUGUAUUAUUAGAAAAUCAUAUUGAAGAAUAUAAAAUUAAAUUAAUGAAUUGUGAUAGACAAUUAACUGAUGUCAAUAAUCAAAUGAAACAAUAUGAAGAACGUGAACAAUUACUUCAAAUCCAAUUAGAUACAAUUCAUAAUGGGCAUCUUAAUGAAAGCGAAACUGGAAAAUCCGAUAAUAUGAAAGCAUCAAAUGUUAUACCGAUUUUUGUUGAAGAUUUGAAAUGUGAGUUAGAACGCUAUCAGAUCGCAUUUGAAAAAACUAAAAAACUUCUUGAAGCGGAAACAUGUCGUGCAGAUACGGCAGAAACUCAUCAAAAAAUGGAACAAUUUAAAUUCAAUGAAUUUCACGAACGUGUAGAAGCAGAAAUUACUGGUAUUAAAGCAUCCUUAUCAACUAGACGUGCUGAAAUUCGACAAUUAAAAAAGCAGAUUUCUGACAUAACAUCAGAAAAACAAGCAUUACUUGAAAAUCUUUUCAAAGCUUAUAAUACAUUAUUAAAUAUAAAUUCAUUAUGGAAAUCAACAAAUGGUCAAUUAUGUCAAUGUUUAUAUGAAUAUAUUCAAGAGAAUGUGAAUGAAAUUGUUUGUUUAACUAAACAAUUAAAUAAUUUAGUUAAAGGACAAAAAUUAAAUUUAACUGAAUUGUUGAUUCAACCAAAACCUUUAUUAAAUAACAUCAAUGAUAUUAUAUUGAAUAAUGAAAAACAAAUGAACAAUAAUGAUUAUGUAAUUAGUACAUUAUCAGAAGAUAUUUCAUCAUCACUACAAAUACAAUCAAUCUGUAAUGCUGAGAAUAAAACUAAUAAUUGUUUUAUUAAAAAUGCAUGGGAAGCUUCAUUUGAUGAUGUCAUAACUACUGCAUCUCAAUUAUCAAAUAAUUUCAACAAAGAACAAUUAGAUAAUUCAUUAAACCAGUUAAUUAAAACACGGACAUUGUUGCUUAAAUUACGUCAAGAACUUGCUAAUAAAUAUGCAGAUCAUUUAGGUGGGAAAAUACAUUGCAUUGUUCAAUGAUAAGCGGAACACCAAUUGACUUCAUUAUUGUACAUUUCCCAAUUGCAUUUUUUGUGUUCUGAAUUUAAUGCAUAAAAUUUAAUAUAAUGGUUUUUCUAUCUACGAA
Schistosoma bovis is the source of this 2427-nucleotide messenger RNA. Lineage: Eukaryota; Metazoa; Platyhelminthes; Trematoda; Strigeidida; Schistosomatidae. The record is from the annotation of a GenBank genome assembly.